GUAAAAUGGCAGUAGAAAAUACCACUUCAAUAAUUGACAAUUUUUCUUUGACGAGUAAAAAUGCAUCCAUUUACAGUGAAAGAAACGAGGAUCUUGCAUUAGUGGAAAUUACCGUGCAGUGUGUGAUAUUUUGUCUUGCCGUUAUUGGUAACAGUACAGUUCUGCUGACACUAUGGACGCGCAGACGCAAGUUAGCACGUGUGCAUUUACUGAUGGUUCAUCUAAGUUCCGCUGAUCUUUUUGUGGCAUUUUGCAACGUACUACCACAAAUAUGUUGGGAUUUGACCUAUGUUUUCAUUGGUGGAGAUUUUUUGUGUCGAUUUGUUAAAUAUAUUCAGGUUGUUGCAAUGUAUGCAUCUUCAUAUGUGUUGGUUAUGACGGCUAUAGACCGAUAUGUAGCGUUGAUUCAUCCAUUCAUCGCUCAUAAAUGGUCUUCACGAAAAGUCCAUUAUAUGGUAGCCAUUGCUUGGUCACUAUCAUUACUAUUCAGUCUACCUCAACUAUUGAUCUUUGCAUUUGCAAAACGCAGCGAUGGUCAGUAUGACUGCUGGGCGACAUUUGAACCAUACUGGACGUUACAACUCUACAUCACAGCUUCUACAUUGUUAAUAUAUAUAAUUCCUAUACUCAUUCUAAUAUUUUGCUAUGGAUGCAUAUGUUAUACCGUCUGGAAACGUGGUAGAGUUGGCGAACCAGUGCCGACCGCCUCAGGUCGUUCCUGUUUAGAUCGAUUAGAUACGAACGGUACAGCAAAAAGACCCCAAAUGCAUCAUGGGAUAUCCCGUGCUAAAAUUAGAACAGUGCAAAUGACUUUGACUGUUGUGUUGUGUUAUCUCGUUUGCUGGUCUCCCUUUUUUAUUGCACAGAUGUGGUCAGCAUGGGACGAAAAUGCUCCAUUUUACGGACCUGCAUUUACAAUAAUACUUCUCCUGGCAAGUCUAAACAGUUGUACAAACCCAUGGAUUUAUUUGUUCUUCAGUGAUGCAGCAUUCGAUAAGGUUAAAAAUUGUCUGAUGCCUAAGAAACGAACCUCCUUCGAAAUUCAUGUUCCCACAUGGCGUAGUAAUCGAUCACAUUUCAGUUCUAAGUAUACGUCAUCUUUACAGUAAAGAACAUUUACUAUGAAACAAGAUCUACAUGUAUCAUGGAAUAACUGUCUGGCCUCAAAGUCAUUAAAUUUUGGAGCAUGAUUUUUGUACCCAGACUCGAAAAUCAACCAAUCAAAUUGCUGGAUUUCAAGAUUUCAAAGUUUUAUGCCUUCAAGGCCUGGUGUCAUGCAAUAAUAUAUGUAUAUUUACGUCACGUCAAAUAUUUUAAAUUGUGACGCAAUAUUUUGCAGGAUCCUAUUUUGACAUUAAGUAAUGGCAGUCAUAUUUGAAUGCAAGUGUAUAUACCUCUAAUAGGAUGUGUAGUUCCAUUAUAACCCUCCAUGAACCGAGACAACAUGAAGGCAACUGAAGGCAGCAAGUUGUCUGAACAAAUUUCAGGUGAUCUUCCAAUAUUCACUAUCAAACCGUGUUUUCAGCAACAUCGUUACUAUAGCAACAUUAAUAUUUCAACUAUACUGGAACAUGUGAUACAGAAGCACACUUAUCAACUAGGAAUUUUAGUUUAGAAACACUAAGCGUUUGUCAAAUACUAGUGCUAAAGACUUGUAAGUGUAUAAAAUAAU
Molecule: messenger RNA, 1672 nt
Organism: Mytilus trossulus (common blue mussel)
Lineage: Eukaryota; Metazoa; Mollusca; Bivalvia; Mytilida; Mytilidae
Product: cephalotocin receptor 1-like
Exons: 3
Coding region: 6-1109 (367 amino acids)
Biological process (GO): G protein-coupled receptor signaling pathway; cellular response to hormone stimulus
Cellular component (GO): plasma membrane
Molecular function (GO): peptide binding; vasopressin receptor activity
Source: RefSeq, a predicted model, not a curated record